This is a messenger RNA of Tricharina praecox, 4186 nucleotides long. RefSeq lists its product as uncharacterized. The record is from RefSeq and is a predicted model, not a curated record. Lineage: Eukaryota; Fungi; Ascomycota; Pezizomycetes; Pezizales; Pyronemataceae. The coding region runs from base 297 to 3827 and encodes 1176 amino acids. The transcript is spliced from 2 exons.
GAAGAAGAAGAAGAAGAAGAAGAAGGGGAAGAAGGGGAAGAAGGGGAAGAAGGGGAAGAAGGAGGGGAUAGGUAUUCUUGAUUUUUCUGGAGGAUUGCCAGCGGGGGGUGGUGGAGGUGGUGGUGGCUUGUUUUUUCUUUCUUCGUGGUGGGGACCAAGUGAGGCGGGGGUUCGGUUUGUGCGGUUGUGUGUCUUCGAAGGUAGCAGGCAACAGAAGGCAAAGGCAAAGGCGAGAAACGGGGGAGGGAAAGCAAGAAACACAUUCUGGACGGCGGCGCACCGGGAACGCAUGGGUGAUGGAGAACAGGGAAACCAGGUUGGCCAGCAGCGGUAGCAGCACUCGCAGCAUCGACAGCAGAAGCAGCCGGGUCAAGGAGCUGUUGGGUCGCGGAAGAGUGGCCAGCGGAGGCAGUGGGCCAGCUGGAGCAGUUGGAGGCCUAGGGAACACGAAUAGCACCAAUCUGCCCCAACGAACAACUGCGACAUUAUUAUCAUCAUCAUCAUCAUCAUCAUCAGCCACUGGUAACCCUUCGCCGUUAACCACCAGCGCCGGCUUCCCUCCGGCUUCACCUCGCACUGCUGCCGCCGCCGCUGCGUCCAGUGCCGACUCCAAUUUCACGAGCAAUCAUCUCCAUAGUCACGGUCAUCCGGGCCGGAAACUAGCCAGUGCAACGUCUGGAGCUGGCUCAUCUGUAAGGACAGGAAUACCGGCCUCCACGACAGCAUCGCGAUCGCGGGCUGCAACUCUAUCGUCCACUCCAAAGUCAGCAGCACCCCCUCCUCACACUCCUCUUCCUCCCCCUCUUCCCUCCACUCCUCUCGCUCGGCCUGCCUCCAUUUGUAUCGUACCACGUCCCCCGCCCGCGCCCACUCCGUACCGGCACCGAAGAACAUCCUCCUCGUCGUCGGUUACCAGUAGCUCCUCGCGUCGAGUCGCUGUCCCUCUCCAGCUCCAACUCCAGUUGCAGCGGCCGCAGUUGAAUCGCUCGGCCACUGUCCCUUCGCGACACAACAUUGUGACUGCCGUGCACGUCGAUAGCAAGGAAGACAGCAGAGUCAGCAUCGGCAAUACCAUCAUCCCCACAACCACCACCACCACCAGCAACAGCAACAGCAUCAGUGGCGCUACCAGAACCGAAAAGCGCUUGAGCGGAAGAGCGAACGGUAACAACAGCAGCAGUAAUAAUAAUAGCACCGUCCCGACAUCCUCGACCGGACUGACCCCCACCAACGCCGUCGCCAGCGCCAACGCCGUUUCUUCUGCGCUUGCAGCCACCUCUAGCAAGCCCGCACGACACCCUCCACCGCAUCAACCACAUCGACCACAACCAUCCCGGAACAGUCGUCACACAACGCCUGCCACCACCACCACUCCCACUCCUACCACUACUACUUCUUCCGUCACUCACCCGCCGUCCGAGCCCACCCCCGUACCCUUACAUCCCAUCACCUCCCCGAAAUCUGCUGCACCCCAAUCACUCCUUCCGACUCCAAAAAAUACUAUUGCCACACCUGCCGCUGCCUCCGGCUCCGAUAACCACAGAGAUAAUCGCUUCAAUUUCCACAACAAUAAUACCAACACCAAUACCACCCCCAACUCCCGACCUUCAAGCUCGUUCGCGUCCACUCGAUCGCACUCGCCGACUCCUCCGAAAAAACGCGCUCCUGCCCGCUUCAGUAGUAAUGGUGUAGAGACCAGCGCUGGACCUCCGCCAUCUUUAGCUUUCAGAAAACGAUUCACAAUGGACAACCGAGGCCACUACACUGUGCCCUCGACGCCCAGUCGGGCCUACAAUAGGGACCAGGGCAGCAGCAGUGCCAGUAGCAACACGAUAUCGGCCCGGACACCAUCGAGGACCGGAACCGCUCAGGGGCACAGGGACAUCUCGAGAACUACCUCCGCGAUGAAGCGAAGACAGAGCUUCAGCAGCUUUGACGACGAAGAGGAAGACGAAGACGACGAUGAAUACGGCGAGAAGGAUAGAACCAUCAGGGGUCUGGAGGAUUUACGGGAUGCGCAUGCGCCCGUAGUUCAGAAUACUGAGGAUGUGUUUUUAAAAUUGGCGCGAUCGAACUCUACCAGCAGCAGAGCGGCAGACAGGCUGGAAAGAAGACGAGCACGACUCUCCCAAUACCGUAAUUCUAUGCCCGCCGAUGUGACACAGUCUUCUCCCGCACACCGUCGCGAAACCGCCGAUUUCAAUUCCUCGCCUCCUCAAGUCGAUGAAGAAGUGUGGCGACGCGCACGACACAUGUCUUCGCCUCCACCUGGCGACUACCGGGCGCGCAGGAUGUCGCAGACUUCCGACCACGAGGAACGGCCCUCGAUCACUCCACGGCCCACCUUCAAUGCGCCUCGUCCUCAGAGCGUUCUUCGUCGCGACAAUUCGCAUGGCCAUGCGAGAAGCUUUUCGGUGGUUGAGUCGAGCCCUCGGACAAGCUUCAACAGCAGGCCGCUAACUCGUCUGGGCGCAUCUCCACUCAUCGAUGAUAAGCUAGCACCGCCACAGGUGGACGAGCGCGAAUAUGCCGCAUCCAUCGCCGGAGUUGGUAGUGGAGGUCGAUCCGCCGACUCGGCGUCCACCGCCUCGACGACCGCUGCAUCUUCGGUCUGGGACGAAUUGGACGACCUGAAAUCGCGAAUCCGUCGGCUGGAGGUCACCGGGCGCAUGCCCGCAUCCGGGGCCGGAAACGCGUCCAACUCGUCGGGCGACCGCCCCAGAACGGCGACUACAACAGUCACCACGGUGUCUUCGUCGCCUCGGACUAAUGCUGCGGCUGGAAUCUCUCCCAUAAAUUCCACUUUUGGUGGUAGCAAUCCGUCCAGUACAAACAACACCACUACUUCUCAUCCUCUUUUGCACACCGCAUUGGCGAAGUCGAAGGCGGUGAUGCCGCCUGACGUUUACAGGCACCUCGAACUAGCUGCGAAGGACGCGCUAGACAUGGCGAACACCGUUGGUGCGCCCGGCUCGGGUGCGCCCACAGUCGCCGGUGUCGAUCGGAAUGUGCGGCGAAAGGCCGAUAGCGUGUGCAGGAGCCUUACGGAAUUGUGUCUCGCCCUGUCGGAAAACCGGCAUACCAUUGCGCCUCCCCCGCAGAUUCCAUUCAUACAGGCGCAAUUCGUCCAGACGAGGCCCGCUAGUCGUGGCGUGGGGGCCGAAAGCGUCUAUGGUGGCCGUAACCGAGAUUCGUUCGACGGUCGCGAGAGCGUGCUUAGCCAACGCCUUCCAUCCCGGACGAUCGGACGGUUUGCCGAACGCAAAGGCAGUCUAGCCUCACUCAACGUUUCUGCGGGCUACAGCCCAAGAAGUGAUCCGGCACCAUCGCCCGGUAUAAGGCAUCGCAGCUCAUUGAUGUUGAAGGAGGGUUUCUCGGAAAGCGAUCGCUUCAGGGCCCCAUCUCGGGCCGGUACGGAGAUGGGUGGCCUGCAGCGUGUUCCCAGCAAUCGGCACUCGAUGCCCCGAGAAUACACCACGAACGAUGUGCAGUCGACGCUGGCGCCGCGGAGGAGCUCCAUGGUACCCAGCAUCCAGUCGUCGCCGCUCGCGUCCAGCAAGCGGUUCCUGUCGAGCCUGGGUGACAGCGCAUCGAGGUCCCAGGAAUUCACCAUGACCGGUGGCCCCAUCAACGAGCGCCUGGCCAGCGCGAUGAACUCGCAAGAUCCCGAGUCAUCCGUCGCCCGGUUCAGGAACGGUACCUUGAACCGCGCACCCAGCAACAGGAGACUUGCUGCCCGCCCGUUGCGCGAGGGCGGCAUGGAAAUCGACCGAACCAUUGCCAUUCGACGUGCCGAAGCUGCGACGGAACGCCUUCUGAGGCGAUGAUUUUUUUUUCUUCAUGUAUGCAUUACGGUCACGGUUGACCCUUACCUUACGGCUAUGAGAGGAGUAGAAGGGGUUUGUUUUGUUUGUUUUUUCUUUCUUUCUUUUUUCUUGUUUCCCUAUCUUUUUUUUGAUCUAUUUUUUUUUGACUUGGGGAAUGGCGCAAUCACUGUAUUUUUGGGUGGUCUCUGGGUCGCUUGCUUGCUGUUGGUUUUUUUGUUUUUUUCGUUUCCUUUUUCUUGCUGAACGGAGUUUUAAAAGGAAAGUUUUUCUUGUAUUUUUGGUUCGAUUCUGUCUGUCUGUGUGGGGGGUAUUCCUGUUUGUUGUUUCGGGCCGGCCGCGAUCUGAAUCGGGAGGAGGGU